UGGUGAUAUCGGAUCGAUGACUAAGGCAUCAGAUUAACUAGAUCGACCCCAGACGUGAGCUCAUAUCAACAACUGUCCUCAAAGCAUCCCAUCCCCACAGACAACUGGGCUCACUGCACAGGCAGCAUUGGUAGGAGAUCAAUGCCGCAAUCAUGGUUCUUUUACAAAAUUCGUUGCUCCCCUUGAGUGUGGCAGCAUGUUUGACUGUGUUAACUGCGGCGAAAGACGACGGCGCCGCACGACCUCGUGGAGUCGGACCAGAGUUUGCCAAAUUCUACAAGGAUACGACAACAUUUAGCUGCAUCUCCCAUCCAGCUGUCAGGAUCCCAUUCUCUGCUGUGAACGACGAUUUCUGUGAUUGUCCCGACGGAAGCGAUGAGCCUGGAACUUCCUCCUGCUCGUAUAUUUCCCGUUACUCCUCUCUGACGGUCGCUGACCGUCCGGGGAAUAGCGAGCUGGAACUCGCGGCAGCGCUCCCUGGAUUCUACUGCAAGAACAAGGGCCACAGGCCGUCAUAUCUCCCAUUCCAGCGCAUUAAUGAUGGUGUCUGUGACUACGACCUAUGCUGUGAUGGGAGUGACGAAUGGGCGCGCGUCGGCGGCAUCAAGUGCGAGAAUCGGUGCAAGGAGGUUGGCAAGCAGUGGAGAAAGCAGGAAGAGGAACGACAUAGAUCGAUGACCGCAGCUCUUAAGAAUAAAAAGGAGCUGCUUGUCGAUGCCGGGAGACAGCAGAAGGAGGUCAGCGAUCGUAUUCGAGACCUCGAGGUGGAGCUCAAAUCGCAAGAGUUGAAAGUUAACGGCCUUGAGAAGGACUUGGAAGGGCUUCAGAAGCAGGACCGGAAGGACGCUAGCAAAAGAAAAAAGAAGGGCAAACUUAGUGCCUUUGCCCAGGUAGCUAAAGAGAGGGUCGAGGAGCUAAGGAAUGCAGCGAUGGAAAUUCGCAAAGAAAGGGAUGAGAUUCGAGCAAGAGUGAAGGAGUUGGAGGACAUCUUGUCGAAGUUCAAGGAGGAAUACAACCCUAACUUCAAUGAUGAGGGUGUCAAGCGAGCUGUGCGUAGCUGGGAGGAGUAUGCAGCUAGGCAAUCCACUGAAGGCACUGAAGUGGCAGCGCGCGAGAGGGACUUGGAUGCUAUCUCCACUGAGGACAGUGAGAAUUCUGGAAUUAACUGGGCACAGUGGGAAGCUGAGGAUGAAAGCGAAGGCGAUUCUCCCUCCAAACUUACAGCUUGUCUCCCCUCGCCUAUCGCCAAAUUCGUCGAGGAUAAGAUGCACCUCAUCAAGGGCCUCCUUGAAGAAAACGGCAUUCUAGCACCAGAGGCCGGCGAUACCUCAUCUGAAUCGCAGGCUGUAGUGGAAGCACGCAAUGCGCUCGCAUCGUCCCAGGGCACUCUCCGGGAACUUCAAAACAACCUCAAGAACCACAAGGAGGAUCUUGAGAAGGACUACGGGCCAGCGUCAAUCUUCCGCGCACUCAAGGACAAGUGUGUCUCCAAGGACUCUGGAGAGUAUGUGUACGAGCACUGCUUCCUGUCCAAGACCAAGCAGAACCCGAAGAAGGGCGGAGCAUCAGCCUUGAUGGGUAAUUUCGUCGGGUUUGGAACGGUGGGCGUUGAUGAAGUCGAUGAAUCGGGCGAGAUCGUUCCCGUGGCGAAGAUGACGCUAGAGUACGCGAACGGCCAGAAGUGCUGGAACGGACCGACACGUUCGACCACCGUUAUCCUGGAAUGUGGAGAGAAGGAUGAGAUUGUCAAAGUCAUGGAAGAUGCGAAAUGCGUCUACUCGAUGAUCGUCAACACACCCGCGGUCUGCGAAGGGGGGGAGGCUGAGGGUAACGUUGCACCACGACAGAAGGACGAGCUCUGAUCAUAGGUUGUACAUCUUGGUUUGCUUUUUCGUUACUUCGUUUUCUUGGCCAGUUGUCGAUGUUCUGCAUCCCACAUGCCCGGAGUUCCCCAACCGUACCUGAGUUCGAAGUGUAGGAGUUAUGAGCGGUUGAAGCGAGAGGAACUACAUUGUUCACGAUUGACACGACGGUCAUCAACCAUCGAUGGGACUAUCAGAGCCAUACUAGAAUUCCUUUCCUUGGGUUUCAUUAUGUUAUUCCAUACCCACGAAAACUGCGGUCCGUUGACUAUUUGAAAAGUAGAUCGCUCCAUGGCACCGGCAUAACAGGAGUCGUACCGAAUCCAACCGACGGUGGUUCUUUGCGCACGGGAUAUACUUAGCAUCAGCAUUAGUAUUAGUAUUAGCAUUGUCAUUAUCAUAUUAAUAUAUCCCACUGGAGGGAGACAAUCGGACGAGAGUAGAGGCUCCUCGCGGCAAUUGGCGAAGCAAAGCCAAAUUGAGUUUUCUGGGCUUUUCGCGCCGGCUUUCAGGCUGGCGGAUGGAGAGGAUUGCUGCAGUCCAUGAUCAGCGCAGAAAGAAACUUUGCGCUGCAUCUG
Monascus purpureus is the source of this 2440-nucleotide messenger RNA. Lineage: Eukaryota; Fungi; Ascomycota; Eurotiomycetes; Eurotiales; Aspergillaceae. The record is from the annotation of a GenBank genome assembly.